AUGGAAAGAGUUGAUAUUCUCAUGGUUACAAUGGCUCUGACAUUGCUAGCAUUGGUGCCAAAAACAGAGAGCCAUGUCGGAGCUGAAGGCCAUGUUGUUCCUCGCCCACUCUGCGCAUCACAAUUCGCACUGGUCAACUACGCCUGCGGAAGGCUUCCGUUCUCACCAGGGGUCCCACCUGCACCCGUGCCUGCUCCACCGUCUCCUCCGUCCCCUGAUGACGAGCGCAGUCACCGCCACCGCCAGGGACAUGGUGGCGGUGGUCAUGGGCACGGACACCGCCACAGGCACCACCGGGAGAGCACUCCCGAUGAGGAGAACUGUUGCCGAUGGGCCAAGGACGUGGACACACAAUGCGUGUGUGAGCUUCUUGUUCACCUGCCUCCUUUCCUUGUUAAACCUGCGCAUCAGUACACACUCAUUGUCGGAGAAGAAUGCCAAAUCACUUACUCUUGCGGUGGCCCUAUCUGA
Molecule: messenger RNA, 471 nt
Organism: Lotus japonicus
Lineage: Eukaryota; Viridiplantae; Streptophyta; Magnoliopsida; Fabales; Fabaceae
Exons: 1
Coding region: 1-471 (156 amino acids)
Source: RefSeq, a predicted model, not a curated record